UCAAAAAAAGCAUCAGCAGAAACCAUCGAUUCCGGAAUAGCUGAAGUAAAGGCUCAGGUCUUGACUAACUGUAUGAUGCAACAGAAUGGGCUCUCUUGCUUCACUGAUGGAAAUUACCUUUCGCCCCAGCCUCAAUCGGAUGAGCCUGGCUCGAUAGCCAACCUCGUACUAACCGAAAAGUUAAUUUCAAAUGCCAUUCUCGAGCCGCGCAUUGUCAAAAGUAACCAUAUUGGAAGCUAUUUGAAAAGCCUGCAAAAAAGUGAGUAUUGCAAUCCUGUUGUCAGCAAAACUCGAGAUCUUGGAGUUCCGGGAGGUCCCUUCAAGUUACAUGACAAUCAGAGUGUAUUAAGAAUGUGCCCACAAAUAGUUUCUUCCUCCACCUCCAGUUUAACAAUGGAAGCCAAUUGUACCAUGGCCAGAAAGUCGCUUCUGUCUGACAAGGGAUUUGCAAAGACUAAAUCUACUGGAAGUGCGGGUGUUGGUUAUAAUAAUAUCAGGUCAUGUGCUUCCAGAAUAGCGACACAGCAAGACUUGAGCCGACAGCAUCCAAUUUUUACAUUUCAUCAUCAGCAAGGCACUCCAGUACGUCCACAACACAGUCUCGAGCGAUCACAAAAUGAUCAGACGCCCUCUGACUCAAAUAAUCCCAUUUUGCGUAGUCAAACUUACAAUUUCGAGGCAGUGCCCCAAAAUUUAUCCGAUACCAGUGUAAUUAGACGUGAGCUUUCGAAGUUUGGUUCAAACCAUUGUAAGCUUCUCCAAAAUGAGAAUAUAGAUAUCAAAAAUGGUGGAAGCAAACAUGCGAGAACAGCGAUACGAGAGACAAACAUAAGUCGCUAUGUCGACAGGCCAGUAAUUCCGACGGAAAACUUUACUCCCUAUAUUAGUCGGUUGACUUCGGCUGUCUUAGGAGGAAGGAAUUAUUCUUCUGCUUAUGCGAUCAAGUCUACUGGGAGGAAGUUAGCAUAA
Protopolystoma xenopodis is the source of this 969-nucleotide messenger RNA. The record is from the annotation of a GenBank genome assembly. NCBI's taxonomy places the organism in Eukaryota, Metazoa, Platyhelminthes, Monogenea, Polystomatidea, Polystomatidae.